Messenger RNA from Brassica rapa (field mustard), 1200 nucleotides. Its product is annotated as protein LIGHT-DEPENDENT SHORT HYPOCOTYLS 6. Gene Ontology annotation, cellular component: nucleus. The record is from RefSeq and is a predicted model, not a curated record. NCBI's taxonomy places the organism in Eukaryota, Viridiplantae, Streptophyta, Magnoliopsida, Brassicales, Brassicaceae. Gene Ontology annotation, biological process: mRNA transcription; response to light stimulus.
CUAGACAAUUUUAAAUUACAACAUUCUAUACUUCAUUUCCUUAUUGGCUUAUAAUUCUUAUAACUAUAGAAAUAAUUCCCCCUAAUAAUAGUGGUCUCAAUAUAAUUAAAAAGGUUAUAAAGAUUUAAGAAUCGGCCCACACUUGACCUAAAUAGAAUAGUAAAAGUAUCAAGUGGCUUGUGAGUAGGGCCAUGGCCACGUGAUUUAGUUUCUUGAAUUUUCUGUAUUUCCACUCUUCUUUCUUCAUUCUCUACUUCUUUCAGAAUUCACACCAUUCAACCCAAAAUGCAAAACUUUUCCUCUUUUAUGGUCUUAAAAAUUAAAUAAAUAAAACCCCAAAACCUAACAACACUUCACACUCUUUCUCUCAUUUCUCUCUCUCUCUUUUAAAACACUAAAUUCUCGAUUCGCUUAUAUUCUCAAAACCAACGCUAAAUAAAAACACUCUCAAAGAAAAACAAAAAAAAACCCUAGUUUUGAUGGAAUCGACUGAUUCGGGGUCACAACAACAUGGAGGUGACCCAGGUCCGUCCUCCGUAACGCCCUCUUCACCUCCGGCGACGCCACCUAGCAGGUACGAGUCGCAGAAACGACGUGACUGGAACACGUUCUUGCAGUACCUCAAGAACCAUAAGCCGCCUCUCGCGUUAUCACGAUGUAGCGGAGCGCACGUGAUCGAGUUCCUCAAGUACCUAGAUCAGUUCGGUAAGACCAAAGUCCACGUGGCGACCUGUCCUUACUUCGGACAUCAGCAGCCUCCCUCUCCUUGCGCUUGUCCUCUCAAGCAAGCCUGGGGAUCUCUCGAUGCUCUGAUCGGACGGUUGAGAGCUGCGUACGAGGAGCACGGUGGGAGGCCUGAUUCCAACCCUUUCGCCGCACGUGCGGUCAGGAUUUACUUGAGAGAAGUCAGAGAAAGUCAAGCCAAGGCACGUGGGAUUCCAUACGAGAAGAAGAAACGGAAACGGGCACCAACUGUCACCACCGCUAGAAUUGACGUUGCUCCGUCGAGACAAAGUGAAGGAGGUGGUGGUUGUAACGUCAGUGAUCCGUCUGUCGCCGAAGCUGUACCGCCUUAAAUUAAAUUAUUAUAUCAUAUUAAUUAGUUUUCUUGUUAUAUUAAGCAUGGAACUCACACCUUUCGUACUAUAAUGUAUUUUAUUUUUCUAUAUGAACUAUUAAGAGUUUUCUUUUGUUAACCGA